AUGGGCGCAAACUUCUUCGGCCUCACGGGCAAGGCCCUGAGCGUUCUUCAGAUCGCCCUGAUCGUCUGUCCGUCGUUUAUUCUUUUCGGAUACAACCAGGCUGGUCUUGGUGGCUUGCUCACCACGGAGGACUGGACCAAGACCUUCCCUGAGAUCGAUACGGUUCACACCACCGGCUCCACCAAGAACAAGAACUCGACGCUUCAGGGCUUUGUCGUUGCGACUUUCACCAUUGGUGCUCUGAUCGGUUCCCUAUCAUGCUCCUGGUCCGGUGACAAGUUCGGCCGUCGAAACAUCAUCUUCUUCGCCGGUGUCUGCUCUCUUAUCGGCGAGGUCCUCGAGUGCUCUGCCUUCUCGCUCGCUCAGCUUAUCGUUGGCCGCGUUAUCGUCGGUCUGUCCAUCGGCCAGCUGUCCUCCAUCGUCCCAGUUUGGCAAUCCGAGACCUCUGGGGCCAAGAACCGUGGUAAACAUGUCGUCCUUACUGGUCUCUUCACUUGCGUCGGAUAUGUCCUUGAGAGCUGGAUCAACUUGGGUUUCUGGGAGUUCAAGACCGGCCCCGUCACCUGGCGUCCUCCUAUUGCCAUUGCCAUCUUCUUCUCCCUGGUUCUCAUGGGCAGCAUCUAUUUCCUCCCCGAGUCCCCUCGUUGGUUGGUCAUGAAGCAGAGAUCUGAGCAGGCUCGCGGUAUCAUCGCCGCUCUCCGUGGCCUCGACGAGAACUCCAUCGAGGUCCAGGCCGAGCUUGCUGGCAUUGAGCACUCCCUCGAGGAGACCACCCAGAACGCUGCCAAGCUUACCGACAUGCUCAAGAUGGGCGAUGACAAGCUUCUCUACCGCUUCGGCCUCUGCAUUCUCCUGCAGUUCUACCAGCAGAUGUCUGGCAGCAACCUCGUCUCUGUCUACGCGCCCAUCCUGUUCCAGCAGAACCUUGGCAUGAACAGCGAGUCCUCCCGCGCCCUUGCUGGAGGUGCUCUUACGUGGAAGUUCCUCUCUUCUUUCAUUGCCUUCUUCACCAUUGACCGCUUCGGUCGUCGCGCCGUCUUCAUCUUCAGCGGUUUCGGCAUGGCUGCCUGCAUGAUGUCUCUGGCCAUCACGACCUCUUUCCCCAAGGACAACAAGGCUGCCCAGAUUGCUGCCGGCUGCUUCAUCUACCUGUUCAACACCUUCGUGCCAAUUGGCUUCCUGGGCGCCAACUUCCUUUACUGCACUGAGGUUGCUCCCAUCCGACUCCGCAUGGCCAUGUCUUCCAUUUCCACCGCCAACCACUGGCUUUGGAACUUCAUCGUCGUCAUGGUUACCCCCGUUGCUCUUAACACCAUUGGCUACCAGUACUACAUUGUCUACGCCGUCAUCUCUGCUUGCAUCCCCAUCAGUGUCUACUUCCUCUUCCCUGAGACCAUGGGUCGCAACCUCGAGGAGAUCGACAUGCUCUUCCGCCAAUCGCCUUCCGUCUUCGCUACUGUGCGUUUCGCCAAGAACCGCCCCGUUGCGAUGCCCCAGGAGUUCGAAACCGAGAAGCCUGGCAACAAGGCCGACUACAUCGAGCAGAAGCCAGAAGACUCUUCUGCUUGA
Molecule: messenger RNA, 1569 nt
Organism: Colletotrichum truncatum
Lineage: Eukaryota; Fungi; Ascomycota; Sordariomycetes; Glomerellales; Glomerellaceae
Product: hexose carrier protein
Biological process (GO): transmembrane transport; carbohydrate transport
Cellular component (GO): membrane
Molecular function (GO): carbohydrate:proton symporter activity
Source: RefSeq, a predicted model, not a curated record